Messenger RNA from Leptinotarsa decemlineata (Colorado potato beetle), 1726 nucleotides. RefSeq names its product solute carrier family 2, facilitated glucose transporter member 8. Gene Ontology annotation, molecular function: transmembrane transporter activity. Gene Ontology annotation, cellular component: membrane. Lineage: Eukaryota; Metazoa; Arthropoda; Insecta; Coleoptera; Chrysomelidae. Gene Ontology annotation, biological process: transmembrane transport. The record is from RefSeq and is a predicted model, not a curated record.
AGUUAUGAUUCGUAUUCCAAAACACGUAGGUUAUAAUCAUUCCAAUGUUUUUAAUGACUGCUUGAACGAUUCUCAACAUUGUUAUGUUUCAUGUAUUUGCGAUAGUGUGUGUAAAAACCAAAGAAGCUGCUCUGAAAGAUAUGCGAAGGUGGCUUGACAAUCGUCUUUGAAAAAAUUACUUUUUGUAUGGACAAACGCCUGCCGAUAACAAAAAUUUCCUCGAUGACAGUUGUGGGCUACAUUUCGACACCGAAGUUAAAUAUUUGAUCAGUUUACGAUGGAGGCGGAUGAUAAAAUAGGGAUGGGGGCCAAAAUCGAGGCAGUCACUUAUGUUUUUGGUUCCGAUCAGGAGAAGAAGAUGCUCGGCCGCGAGGCUUCAGGGUUAAGGACGAAGCUCUGGCAGGUCUUGCCGGUGGCGUGCGCAUCUUUGUCUUGCCUGCCGUUCGGACUCAUGUUGGGAUGGCCCUCCCCAACGAACCCUAUCCUGCUGAAACCAGAUUCCGUCAUCCCGAUUUCCAUCGAUCAAAGUGCCAUGAUAGCAGGUUUUCUGAUGAUAGGAAACACUCUGGGAACCCCACUUUCAAGGAAAUGUUUCAUCGAAUCGAAAUACGGCUUACUUCUUGGCAUAACCUUCAUGACCUUGGGCUGGUUCCUGAUGUGGCAAGCGAGAGACAUUUACUGGCUCCUCGGCAGCAGACUUCUAGUAGGCUUCGGAAAUGGUUAUGGUGUCGGACAACUGAAGAUCUACAUCAGCGAGCUCUGCGACGAUGGCCUAGCGACCACGCUCACGAAACAGAUCAACCUGUACGUCUGCGCGGCAAUGGUAGCCGUUUUCUCCUUCGGUCCGUUCCUCGACUUCGGGCAGACGUCCUUCAUCGCCCUGAUGACAUCUAUAGUCGUGUUCUUCCUGUUGAUGCUCCUACCAUCGACUCCGGUGAACCUGGUGAAAGCCAAGCAGGCGGGAAAGCUAAUCUCCUUCCUCAGACCCAGCACUAACACGUCAGAGGGGGUUAAUAAGAUCGUCAGGGAUUUGGGCCUGCAGAAGAAGAAGGAGUUCGGUUUGUGGGAGAUUAUCCGCGACGGAGCGUUGUGUAGACAGUUCCUGAUAUUCGCGUUCUUAGUUUUUUGUCAGCAGUGGAGCGGAGCGCCAGCUACUUUGACCUACGCGCAGAUCAUGUUCGAUCGCUCGCGCUGCCCGCACGCUCCGUUCCUGGCUAUUGCCUACGCCGCAACGUUCUUCGUCGCCACCUGUUUGGGCUUGUAUUUCGCGCCCAGGUUCGACAAGCGCAAAGUAUUACUCCUUUCUAGUCUCAGCGUUAUUUUUCUGACGGCAGCGAAGGUAUGCGUCAUCUUCUUCCGGCUAAACGAGACUUACUGGAGCUACAGCUCCGUUCCUGUGAUGUUUGUAUAUAUAGUCACGCAUACUGUCGGUUUGGGCAGUUUGCCCGUUACGCUUAUCGGGGAUCUCUUCCCGAAAGAGUGUCGUAUAGCAAUUACGCACUUUUUCGUUAUGUUCCAUUCCAUGCUGGCGCUGAUCGUCACCAAGGUUUUUCAGGUGCUGAUCAGUCGGUACAACGUAGGAGUCGGCUUUUGCCUGUUUUUUGGCGUGAGCGUUGUGGCUUUUAUUUUUAUUUAUUUCUUUUUACCUAAGAAGACUGAACAAACGAAAAGUAUUAAUAUAUUUGUUGCAAGUAAGGACCAAUUUAAAUAAAAUCAUUACUUUGUU